This is a messenger RNA of Venturia canescens, 801 nucleotides long. It is a transcript of the gene Trs20, whose product is annotated as TRAPP subunit 20. Gene Ontology annotation, biological process: endoplasmic reticulum to Golgi vesicle-mediated transport. The transcript has 3 exons. The coding region runs from base 362 to 778 and encodes 138 amino acids. The record is from RefSeq and is a predicted model, not a curated record. Gene Ontology annotation, cellular component: nucleus; TRAPP complex; cytoplasm. Lineage: Eukaryota; Metazoa; Arthropoda; Insecta; Hymenoptera; Ichneumonidae.
UGUUUACGAAUAGAAUCUGUAAUAUCAGUUCAAUUAUUGGAUAUACUUAUAAAUAAUGUGAUUGCUGCAUCAUCUCAGAUCAGAGUGUAUAUUUGCUACUUUAAGCGUUUUUACCCGUCAAACAUAGAAUGGACUCUAGAUUUCUAGAUGAAUUCACUCAACAGGACACGCUUAUUGAUAAACAUCUGAAUCGACGACUGCUAAAAAAACCUGAUUCAAUUCUGAAACUAUAAAAUCAAAACAUCUGUAAUGACAGAAGUAUAGAAACAGUGAUCGCAACAGUAAAGGCCUUGGUGUAUCGUGUAACCGUGAUAACCUAUCGUGUCUCGCGUAAUUUGUAUUGCAAUUGGAGGUUAGAAAGAUGUCAUAUUAUUUUGUUAUAAUUGGGCACACUGACAAUCCUUUGUUUGAAAUUGAGUUCAGCAACGCAAGCAAAGACACUAAAAAAGAGGAUCACGCCCAUUUGAACCAGUUUAUUGCACACGCGGCGCUUGAUCUCGUCGACGAGCACAAAUGGAAAACUAGCAAUAUGCAUCUAAAAGUAGUUGACAAAUUUAACCAGUGGUUCGUCAGCGCAUUUGUCACAGCUACGCAAAUUCGUUUUCUCAUGGUUCACGACAAUAAAAAUGAGGAUGGAAUUAAAAAUUUCUUUAGCGAAAUGUACGAAGCUUACAUCAAGUAUUCGAUGAAUCCAUUCUACGAGCCCAAUUCACCCAUUAAUUCGGUUGGAUUUGACAAGAAGGCUCAAUUGUACGGUAGGAAGUAUUUGUCCUUCUAGAAAUAAAUUAUUGGUGGAACUAC